Molecule: messenger RNA, 585 nt
Organism: Fonsecaea erecta
Lineage: Eukaryota; Fungi; Ascomycota; Eurotiomycetes; Chaetothyriales; Herpotrichiellaceae
Exons: 1
Coding region: 1-585 (194 amino acids)
Source: RefSeq, a predicted model, not a curated record
AUGGCCUUCCUAGCCUUCAGUCUCCCAGCCGUGCCGCAGGAGUCCAAAAAGAUCGACACUAUGCUCAAGGCGGCCCCUUUGGGCGUGGCCCCUUUCGGCGUCGCCAUCGAGCGGCUGAGCGAGGACCAGCUCGAGUGGUCGGACGUGGCGAAGGAGCUCUCCGCGGCUCGCUGGGCGAUCUCUCUCAUCCCUGGCCCGCCCGGGACGGAGAUGACCACAUACUGGGCUUCCCGCAGCCUCGCGCCCGAUUUUUGGAAUAGUAGGAGGCUGCUGGCAGAUCCGGUCAUUGACUCAGCCAUCCGCGCCAUGCCGCAGCCCAGGCUCCUGCAGAACGCGGCUGGCCUGGAUCUGGAUACGGACAUGGUCCGGCUCCUCGUCCCGGCCCGCACGGGCGACGACGCAGGUGCUGCCUCCUUCAAGCACCGCGUGGCCGACGCCUUCAAGGUUCGCGAUCUGCUCUCCCAGGAGACUAUGAGUUGCGCGUACCCUUUCGUCCCCUACGCUCCGAGUCACCCUGUGGAGGUGCUCGGAGCGGGCUUGUACGUCAAUCUCGACGACGACUGGAUUCCGGUAGGGAGGUCUUAG